CCUCAACUUUUACAUGUCAGUAUAGCACACGUUUUCUUCUUGAGUAACGAAUCCAUAAAGUGGCACCUGUAAACUGCUUGACAUCCAAGGCAAACCAUAAAAAAAGAAGAAGAAGAAGAGAAGAAGUAUCCAAUUCAAAUAAAGCUUAUUCCAUACAAAAGCUUGCAGCCAGCUGAGACCCCUUUUCUUUUUCUUUAUCUGCUUCCCUUCCUCAGCUUUCCUCGCAACAUUGGGAUUAAUUUAGAAGCUUGCCAUGGCCUCUCUCAAACCUUCCCACUUCUUCUUUGUGGUUGUUCUUGCCAUUUUCUUGCUUUCUCAUCCUGUUCACAGUAAUGAUGAGGAAGACAAUCUUCUUCAAGGACUCAACAGUUACAGGACAUCGGUGAACCUCCCAGCAUUCAACAAGAACAAAAAUGCACAUUGUGUAGCAGAGAAAAUUGCAGAUGACAUAGACGACGACCAGCCAUGUACGAACCCCAGCAUUUCACGAGGCAACGAGACUAAACUAUCCGAAUAUCCAAAGGCAAUAUCAAAGUGCGGCAUUGAUGUCAACACCACAAGUGAUGUAAUCGUGCUGCCUGUUUGCGUACCGAAACUGGUUCCAACUCUUGUUCUUACCAACUUCACACGCACUCAUUACUCCAAGUUCAUAAACGAUUCGAGCUUCACUGGAAUCGGGCUUGAUUCGGAAGAUGAGUGGAUGGUGGUUGUCCUUGCCACCAACACCCCAGCAGGGAGCCUUGCGAAUGGAGCUUAUUCUUUGGUUAAUGCAAAGGUUGGCCUAGGCCAUCAUUACAUGCUACUUUUCUUGUUGGGUUUUGUUCUUUGUCUUUUGCACUGAAAUUGCUUGAACUCCUCUCUUCUUUUCUAUGUGUUGUUCUUUGAUACCUUGUGGACUUUGAUUUGUGGGAAGACUUUGUAUUUUGCUUUGUGUAUGACAUUUGUGUUCAA
Molecule: messenger RNA, 951 nt
Organism: Durio zibethinus
Lineage: Eukaryota; Viridiplantae; Streptophyta; Magnoliopsida; Malvales; Malvaceae
Product: Glycoprotein membrane precursor GPI-anchored
Source: RefSeq, a predicted model, not a curated record